AUGCGCGCCCCCACGACGCUAGGACUCGCUGCGCUGCUGCUCCUGGCGCUGGGCGGCCUCUACCUCUCGCACGUGUCGCUCGCGGCCGACCCCGCACACCACGCGCCGCAGGGCGACCUCCUCGCGCGCCUGCGGGCUACGGAGCAGCGCGCGGCCGCAGCUGAAAAACUCGCGGCCGACGCCAUCGCGCACGCGCGCGAGAUGCGCCUCGCGCGCGACGCGGCCGCCGCCGGGCGGCCCGCGCCCCAGGCGCCUGUCGUCGCCGCAUCAACGCAUCGGGACGCGCCGCCCGCGGCACAAAGCGUCGAGGCGGCCAUCGAGUCCUGGCUCGCCGCGCCGCCCUCCUUACCGGCGCCGCCGGCCGCGCCGCCUAAACGGACGCCGGGCCCGCUCUCUACCUAUGAGCCGCCGGCGCCGCCCAAACGCGUUCAUGACGGCGGCGCAUCGACAGAGAAGAAGUUGACAAUAGCGCAAAGCCUCGGCCGCAAGCGCGAGACCAUCGCCGACCGCGUCACGCACACACCACCCGCAAAAAAAGGACCAGUGAGCCCGUACAACCCGGUUAAGCCCUACCCUGGAAGCUUGGACGUGUGCUACGACCACGAGGGUGAAUCUGAGAGAGUCUGCGUCUCCCCGGAGAUCCAGUUCCGCACGCGCAGCAAGGUCCACUGGAUUCCCGCGGACCCGUCCAAGCCCGGUUGGCGCUUCCAUUUACUCGUUGAAGAUGGGUUUGCGAAGCACCCUUUUAUUGAACCUGUUAUGGAUGCAACAGGGGCGGACUUCGUUUUAUACUUACCGGUCUCGACGCGGACGCCUCCUUCGUGGAUCAGAGACAAGAAGGAACAACGACAAUUAAUCGUGCUAGACGAGGGCGACGGCGCCGGCUAUUUUCCCGCCGUGAAGCAAGAUGAUUACUUGGCGUAUUUCAAAAGAUCCUGGGUGUCGAAGCGAGAUGGCGCGUAUACCGGGCACGGUCGACGGUACCAGCGGCACUACUACCCGUUAGCUUACUCCAUUGCCGAUUCCUACUUUGAUGCGGCGAACAUGGGCAAAAUGGCAAGAACCAUCGACAUCUUGUGUAGCAACCGGCCCCACGAGCGCCAGCCGACUAGAUCACGAAUCGUGAGCUGGAUCCACGACUACCUCGAGAAGCAUGCCGACGUGAAGGGUAUUGCUGGAGAUGUGAAUAGCGGCGGUCGCAGAGAAAUCAACGAGGUCUACUUCAAUUCGAUGCGGAGGGCGAAGAUCGUCGUGACGUGUAAUCCGAGCCAUUGGGAGGGCGACUUCCGGACGUUCGAGGCGCUGGCUUCCGGUGCUUUGGUGUUCGUCGACGAGAUGUACACGCCGCACCCGCGACCGUUUGUGGAUGGGGAGCACGUCGUUGUUUACGACAACUCGGAUCCGGACGCGUUCUUCCAGAAGCUGGACUAUUAUCUUUCUCAUCCUCAAGAGGCGCAGAAGCUCGCCGCGGCUGGCUUGAGACAUGCUCUUCGCUAUCACAGAGCCGUGUCGCGGCUGGACUUUGUGUUGCGGAGCGCGCACGAGCUGCGAGCGGAGGAGUCGUCAUAUACUUACACUGCUCAACAAAUAAAGGACGACGUCAAGGCUACCACGCAAGUAGAACCUAUCGUCGAUAUCGGCGGCGCUUAUCGGGAUGUCAAGUCCGUGAGUGCGACCGCGAACGUGGGGCGGAGGAAGAAGCCGGCGCCGCUGUCGAAGGACGACAUCCAGCGGCUCGUGCAGCAGAACCGGGCCCACCGGAAGAGCCUCGGGUUCAAGCGCCGUUAG
This is a messenger RNA of Pelagomonas calceolata, 1788 nucleotides long. NCBI's taxonomy places the organism in Eukaryota, Pelagophyceae, Pelagomonadales, Pelagomonadaceae. The record is from the annotation of a GenBank genome assembly.